AUGGCGGCCAGCCAGAUCAGAGCUCGGAGGCUUGCCUUUGGUGUGGCCUUCGGCGUGGGACUUAUUUUUUCAACGACGCUCAUCGCGAGGGCUGACAGCUCCGGUACUUCCACGCCGCCAGUGUGCACGGCAAACAGCAAUGUGAAGGUGACGGUGGAUGCGAAAUCGUUGCAGGCUAGCUUUGCGUGUGAUACGAAGUGGGGCAAGUUGUGGCCGAAUAAGACGGACGUGAUGGACAGCUACUUCAAGGACAGCACAUGCGACAAUACAGAGAAGCUCGUUCAGACUUUUGGCGCCGGCACAUCCCUGAAAGUCACCAACAAGCCCGCGGAUUCCUAUGCGGAGGCCAGUGCCAGGACCUCACCCGUGGUCUACACAUUGACCCACCGGCUACCACGACUGCCGCCCCCGGCAACUCAAGUUCCAGCUGGCGCGCCCUACCAGGAGUGCUGUCAGGAGUAA
This is a messenger RNA of Besnoitia besnoiti, 462 nucleotides long. RefSeq names its product SAG-related sequence. NCBI's taxonomy places the organism in Eukaryota, Apicomplexa, Conoidasida, Eucoccidiorida, Sarcocystidae. Bases 1 to 462 code for a protein of 153 amino acids. The record is from RefSeq and is a predicted model, not a curated record. The transcript has 2 exons.